AUUAGGGAACAGGUUAAGCCAAUCAACGCGCCAAAACCCAAGCCAACCUCCAAAUCACCUCCGAUCUCAGCUUUCAAACCCACGGUCGGAUCUUUCCAUCAAUCUGCGUGUGGUAAAGUCGUACCAUACAGCUGUAGGUGCCACAACAACAAAAGAAACAAAUUGCAUUGAGUGAGUUAGUGGGGCUUGAUUCGAUUCAUUCAUCCACCCAUCAUAGCACCAUGAUGAAUACUACUAGUAAGAAAGCCAGUGCUGCUGCUGCCAACAAGAAGAAGAUCAAGAAACGCGGCAAUCCGAUUCUGACUCCGGCCAUGAUGGAAGUGGCCAAACAGCAAGAAGCCAAGGAGACGCAACUGGAUCUUCAACAAAGCAAUGAAAAUGGACGUUUUCGAAGUCCUUCCGAAGCGUUCUAUGUGGGUGCCAUUUUGUCCGUGUCUCCUCGCGAUUAUGUCGAAUCCUGGUCCAAUCACACCACUCGACGGACAGUCUGGAAGGCCACAGCGUCCGUGUUGAAAUUGACACCUCCCGUCCACAGUUUGGCAGGACAAUCCUUGACACGGAGACAACACUGUAACGACCGAGCCGCAUUGGUCCUGGAAGAAUCCAUUCAUGUCUUAUCGGAAGCCAUGGCCAAGCGAUGGAGCAAUCGAAACAAUCAUCGCCAUGGUCAAUCCAACAAACGCAGCAACAGCAACACCACCAUGACACUGGAACUCUCCGAACGAACAUUCAACAGUCGCUCGCAGGUUGUCUUUUUUGAAUUCUCACUGCCCGACAUGGCACCCCCCUUUACCAAAGAACAGCAGUUUCAUUUGAGGACGGGCACCAUUGUCGAGUGCGUUCCUGCCAAUUGCCAACAUCAAGUCGAUCAGGUCCUCUUGGCGUGCAUUUGCAUGACCAAACGACAAAUCACCCAAAAGGCACGUCGGUUCGUGGUCAUGACGGUGCCGGAAAAUGAACAACGACACAUUCGGUGUGGACUGUGGGCCGUCACGCCAUUGACCAGUCUCGUGUCCGAGUUUCGACAGUUGGAUACGUGCAACUUGAUUCGGAGUGGACAUGCGCCACUGCCCUUUUUGCAGACGCUGCUUGGACAACAACAAAAGUCCACCAAAGCAGGUUCCAAGCAGCCAGUCGUACGGGUGCUCGAUCUUUCCAACGACACGACAACAGCAGCAGCAGCCACAGUCACUGUAGCCACAACAAACAAGGAAAAGAGUAAAACAGCCACUGACAAGAUGACAACCAAGGACAAAGGUGGGCGAACAGGUACUGAUAAGACGAGGACCAUAGAGAUUGUACUCUCGAGUGAUGAUGAUGAGAGUGACAGUGAUGACGACAGUGACAGUGACAAUGACAGUACCAAGGAAACUGACGGCGCUAAGAAGAGAGAAAGUGACAAUGACAAGAACGACAACGAUAUUAUUGAAAUAAGCGACAACAACACUGUGGCAAAUAUUCCAAGUACACCACCUCCCACCAAACGACAAUAUAAUAUUGCUCCACCACAAUCCCCAAUGAGGGUUUGGAGUUUGCCCAACCUCAACAGUAUUCAAGCCAAGGCAGCGGCUGACUUUUUGGAUUCUCCAACAGGAUCCAUCUCCUUAGUGCAAGGCCCACCGGGCACGGGGAAAACUACCUUUCUCGUUUCCACCAUUGGACAAUAUCUGCAACGCCUCUUGGCGGAAACGGAAGCCGAGGCCAUUGCCAGAGGAGAAACACCUCAUUUGACACGCUCACCCCCGCAUUAUGCGGGGAGGAGAUGCAAAAAGGGAAAGGCACUCAUGGUGGCGGCGCCCACCAACAAGGCCGUGUCUGUGCUAGCGUCCCGAUUCAUGUCUACCAUUUCCGGAGAGAAAAAGGGAGCCAAUUCGUGCCAUGAAUUAAAGGUGAUUCUGGUGGGAGAUGCGGAAAAACUGGUGGAAGAUACGCCGAUUUACAGCAAAAAGAACCAAGGCGACGACAACAACAACAAUAGUAUUAUGAGUGACAAUGACAUUGUGGAUCAUGCCAGUCUGAAAGAAACCAUCAAGUCGAUGGCAUGUCUGAAACGAAUCUUUGUGUAUCGAUUUUUGGAAAACAUUGAGGAAGAAGUCAAGACGGUCCUUGGGACACUUCGACGCAACAGGUCGCAGAACAACAGCAAUCCACCAAAAAGUGAACAGGAUGAUGACAACGACGACAAUGAGAAGGACCAAACCAACGCUGACAACGCCAAGGAUGACAACGGCGACUCCAACGAGAGCAGCUACGGCGAACGCAACUACAAAAUGCAACGAUACUCCCUCUUGCGGCUCGUCCACCAAUAUGUUGAUAUCGGGUACGUCUUUCCGCAAGGAUAUCAGGCCCGGGGAGAGUUAUUGCGAGACACGUUGUUGAAAAUGAGUCACAAGGAUUUUAGAAGCAAUACGACAACACCAGCCUCCGAAAAACAAGUCAAGUUGUUUGAAAAGAGGCUUGACCAUGUGCUCGGCGAUGUCCAGACUCUGAUUCAUACUCGUGACAUUGGCCAGCGAGUCAUAUUAGCUCUCAUUCGUUCAGCUGAUUUGAUUUUUUGUACGCUGGCAACGUCGGGAUCCGCAAUCUUCAAAUCACGAGAUCGACCCUUCAAAAUACGCGAUUUGAUCGUGGACGAAGCCGCAGCUGCCACUGAACCGCAAAUCGGCAUUCCGUUUCAUAUGUGUCCAGAUCGGUUGUUGGCGGUGGGAGAUCCCAUGCAGUUGCCCGCUACAGUCUUUAGUCCUGUGGCCAGACAGUAUGGUCUCGACAAGAGCCUUCAUGAACGUCUCAUGAAAGACUGCAAGUACCCGUACACGAUGCUACGACAACAAUAUCGCAUGAGGCCUCAGAUCUCUCAGUUUCCCUCGAAAACGUUCUAUCGAGGCAAACUGAAGGAUGGCGAUGAAGUGAUAAGCGACACUUAUGUGAGUCCGCGUCCCUUACUUCAAGAUCCGCAGAGGCCGUUUGUAUUCCAGGAAGUGCUUGGUGAAGAGAAGCAGCGGGAGGGAGGUUCCUACAUGAACCGCGCCGAAGCCGAAGCUGUGGUUCAUCGGAUCCGCCAGCUCCGCGACAAAGCCGCUGGCCAGGACCCCAACUGGUUUCGCAACGACAAAGUUCGCAUCAUCACAUUCUAUCAAGCACAAGUUGAUUUGAUCAACUCGUUGCUCAAUCCACUUGGUUUCGGAAAACGCAAGUCGGGUCUUGUGGCGAGUACCGUCGACAGCAGUCAAGGAUGCGAAGCCAACCUUGUCCUUGUGUCCUUUGUCAGAACUUGCCGAAAGCGCCAUCGAAACCAUGUAGGGGAUGCCGACAGGGAGGCGUUUGCCCGGAGCGUGGCCGGGUUCCUGACGGACAAUCGCCGUCUCAACGUUGCCCUCACUCGGGCAAAGUUUGAAUUGAUUUGUAUCGGCAGUGCGAGUCACAUGCUGGAAAACGAACACCUUGAGACGCUCCAUGCGUUUGCCAAGCAAUGCCAGGCACGUGGCUGCAUCAUUGAAAGCCCAUUGGGUGUAGUUUCUCCGAAUGUGACUGUUGCAGCGCUCGACCAUCGUAAUGGACAACGCAAGAGGCAAGGUACGGGUGAUGGCAGCAACAAUCCUCAUCACAACAGAAUGCAGUGUGACAAAAGGUGGAAAGGACAGAAGAAGCGCCACAACAACAACCAUAGAACCCAUGAGAGAGAAGGCAACGACGCCGAAAUGGCGCACAAGAGCAAUGAAAGACAGGGCGGCCAUCGCAGCGGCAGCCGACGGAAGAAACGCAAGAAUUGGCAAAACAAUGGCAAGAAGGGAGAGGGCAAACGCCAGAAGACGAUCUUCGAUGGCGGUCCUCAAUCGUGAUCGACGUACAAUGUUCGUGGAAGCAAGUCGUUUGGAACGAAGUGCCUUCAUGACAUUUUUCUCGUCUCGGUUGCUAACUGAAUUACCUAUAGCCAUUGUUUUUGACAGCUUGGCUGAAAACCGUUCCCUAGGA
Messenger RNA from Seminavis robusta, 3972 nucleotides. The record is from the annotation of a GenBank genome assembly. Lineage: Eukaryota; Bacillariophyta; Bacillariophyceae; Naviculales; Naviculaceae.